AAAAAAUCCUCAACUUUAGUCUUCAUUCCCAGUCGACGAAAACUCCGGCGACCAACUCCGGGCCAUGAACAACUCAGGUGACGAACGACGAACAGUUCUGGAGUCUGGACCAUUUGACUUCCUGUAGGAUCUGGUUGAUUCUCGUUCUCCUCCUCUAUUCUAGAUCGAGCAGUCGAUCUAAGUCUCCUCUCACUCAGUCGAUCUGAGUCUCCUCAUCCUCCCUUCUCCUUGCUUUUGUAACGGUGGAUAAUAUCAAGACUAAAGUACCCAAUUAAUUACAGGAUGGGUGAACUAGCAGUUGAAAAGCAUGUUAAGGGAAGGAUGAUUUUGAAUCUGUAGUGAUGGAGCAUUUAAGAAUAAAUGGGGCAUAUUGGGGACUGACCACUCUUGACAUGUUAGGGGAGCUUGAAAUGGUGGACAGAGAUGAAAUUGUUUCAUGGGUCAUGCAGUGCCAACAUGAAUCUGGUGGAUUUGGUGGAAACAUUGGACAUGACCCUCAUAUAUUGUAUACCAUAAGUGCGGUCCAAAUUUUAGCACUAUUUGACAAGAUAGAUGUCCUUGACAUUGAUAAGGUGUCAAACUAUAUAAGUUGCCUGCAGAAUGAAGAUGGAUCCUUUUCAGGGGACAUGUGGGGUGAAGUUGACACAAGGUUCUCUUAUAUUGCAAUUUGUUCUCUCGCACUGUUGCAUCGUUUGGAUAAAAUCGAUGUGGAAAAGGCUGUAAAAUACAUUAUAAGUUGCAAGAAUGUAGAUGGUGGAUUUGGGUCCAUACCUGGUGCAGAAUCUCAUGCAGGGCAAAUUUUCUGUUGUGUGGGGGCUCUUGCCAUAACUGGAUCUCUACAUCAUGUUGAUAAGGACCUACUUGGCUGGUGGUUGUGUGAACGACAAGUUAAAUCUGGAGGUCUAAAUGGGCGUCCUGAGAAACUCCCUGAUGUCUGCUAUUCAUGGUGGGUUCUAUCAAGCUUGAUAAUGAUUGAUCGAGCUCAUUGGAUUGACAAGGAAAAACUUGUCAGAUUUAUAUUGGACUGUCAGGAUAAGGAGAAUGGAGGAAUUUCAGAUAGGCCUGAUGACGCUGUUGAUGUCUAUCAUACCUAUUUUGGAGUUGCUGGCCUUUCACUUCUUGAAUAUCCAGGAUUGAAACCCAUAGAUCCGGCUUAUGCAUUGCCCGUGGACGUUGUAAAUAGGAUUUUCUUUGGCAGAUAAGUGGGUCGGUCCUUACUAGAUUUCUUUUGUUAUCAGUGAGAAUAUUCAAACUCGUAUCAUUUCCUAUAAUUUAUUUGGCCUUGCAAAAUGGUUAAACAUCUUAUUAAAAAGUGAGAUUGGUCGUUUUCCAGGUAGCUCUUUUGUUUCUUUUAUGCCUACUGGUCUGUGCAGGAUGUGUUACAGUUCAAUCAAGUUGUGCAGUUCUUUGAAUUCCUUAUGGUUGAAA
Molecule: messenger RNA, 1428 nt
Organism: Ilex paraguariensis (yerba mate)
Lineage: Eukaryota; Viridiplantae; Streptophyta; Magnoliopsida; Aquifoliales; Aquifoliaceae
Source: the annotation of a GenBank genome assembly